Dibothriocephalus latus is the source of this 495-nucleotide messenger RNA. The record is from the annotation of a GenBank genome assembly. NCBI's taxonomy places the organism in Eukaryota, Metazoa, Platyhelminthes, Cestoda, Diphyllobothriidea, Diphyllobothriidae.
AUGGUCCGACUGUGGGCUACUAGCUUCCACAAUCUUCUCUGGGAUCCAUGCGGCUGUCAGGCCUUUGAAUGCUUCCUAAAAAAGGAAUUCAGUGCUGAAAAUCUGCACUUCUGGUUGGCCGUCAACGCCUAUCAAUUUGGACCCAUCUUUCGUCUGAAGAGCAGCUGUCUAGCCAUUUUUGAGGAAUUCUUGGGAAAAAAUGCUGUCAGUGAAAUCAACAUUGAUAGUAAAACUAUGGCUGCAACCGAGAAAGCAAUUCAGAAUCCCACCUGGUUCACCUUCGAUGACGCUAAAGAACAUAUCUACAAGCUAAUGAAGAGCGAUUCCUACGUUCGAUUCCUUCGGUCAGAGGACUACACGGCCGUGCUAAGGCUUGCAAUCAACACUCACAGCCGACGGACACUUGGCAAGAGUUCCCUCUCCACUUCUUUAUCUCCGGUGGAGGAUUUGGGUGUGGGGAUUGUGCAUAGUCCUAGCUGCGGGUUUAAUUGGUGA